Messenger RNA from Acaulospora morrowiae, 1446 nucleotides. Lineage: Eukaryota; Fungi; Glomeromycota; Glomeromycetes; Diversisporales; Acaulosporaceae. The record is from the annotation of a GenBank genome assembly.
AUGGAAUCCUUACGUGAACAGUCAUCACGCGAGCAAUACUUCCACCUUAGUCUAAAGGUAAUGCGCAAGCAGAAUCCGAUCAUAAACAAAAAUAACGCAACUAGCAACAAGGAAACAUCAGCCAAUCAAACAAUAAACACUUACAUGAAAGAAAUAUCCGAAAGCGAAUUACUAUCGAGUUCAACUUCCAAGGAUGUCACCGACAAUAUUUAUUUAGGCGCGACGUUUGACGGUUUUAUAAUAGUAACCAACGAAUCGGCACAAUAUGCACGCGAAGUAGGCGUUAAAGUUGAAUUGCAAACUACCUCACAACGUUUCUUGUUGCAUGACACUUUGGAAUAUGAUUCAAUUCCAAUAAUGGAACCGGGGAAACCACAUGAAUGCGCUGUAAAGCAUGAAAUUAAAGAGUUAGGUGUACACAAUAUAGUUUGCACAUUACAAUAUAUGGCAGACGAUGAAGAAAAAAAGUCGUUUCGUAAGUUUUAUAGGUUUCAGGUGCUAAAUCCUUUUGCCGUAAAAACAAAGGUUAACAACAUGAGUGAUGGAACGGUUUUUCUCGAGGUACAAAUACAGAAUGUCGCCGAGAGGUUUAUGUAUUUGGAAAGGAUGAAUUUCGAACCAGGUGAAAUUUUCAAUUACAAGGAUUUAAAUUACGUAGUGGAUGACGAAGUUGUUGAGGACAAAGAUAGGAAAAGUGAGGAAAAAAAAGGAGAAAUUAGAAACAAUGCUGGCAACGAUGAUGAUGAAUUUGGGGACUUUAUGAGUGGAGAUAAUAGAGAUUUAUUAUCGUUAACAGACAAUUCAGAUGAGAAGGUUGUGGAAAACAAUAGAGAUCCAUCGAAGGUGGAAGAAGCAGACGAUGAGAAGUCACAAAAUCAAAUCAAAGAAGGAAUUAUUCCAUUAGAACAGGAAAGUAUCUUUGGAAAUAAUAGUUUUUUAAAUCCGCAAGACAUUCGACAGUACUUGUAUAUGUUAAUACCAAAACCUGACGUAAACGAUCGCCUAGGUCGCACCACCAAUGCUCUUGGAAAAUUAGACAUAGUAUGGCGAUCUCAUCUUGGUGAGACUGGAAGAUUGCAAACAUCCCAGUUAACACGCAAACCAUCGUCGCUCGAUGAAAUUGAUUUUUCGGUAAAAUCGAUUCCAUCGCUUAUUCAACUUGAAGUUCCAUUUAAAUUAGGAUGUCGUAUAAGAAAUCGUACAACGGCAACUUUAAGAGUGGUGAUAUCAGCGAUAAAAAACAAGAUGGGAUCGGUGCUAUUGAGUGGAUCGAGCUCUAAGAUAUUGGGAGAAUUGGAACCUGACGGCACGAUAGAUUUCGAAUUGGAAUUUUUUCCGUUGAGCCCCGGAUUACAGAGGGUCGGGGGGUUAAAAGUUGCUGAUUUAAUAUCUGGAUAUACUAAAGAGAUUGAACAUCUCACAGAUGUUUUUGUGAUUUUUUCUUGA